UGGGCGGAGUCCGGCCGAGGCGGGGCAGCUGCGGGCAGUGAGACAGCCGGGGUCGCUGCGGCGGCGGGGUGCUGGGGGGAAAUACUGGGGGGAUCCCUGGGGCCGAGGGCUCGUUGUUGUACGGGGAAGUUUCUGAGGGCUGAUCUCUCUAGGACAGCUGGGACUGAGGGUUUUGGGGAGGGGGGAUGUUGUCAGAAGCAGAAGCAUCCCACUAGGCUGCAAGUUUGGGGGGAUCUCCCUGCGUACAGCCGCGUGGGGUGGGGUACAAAAAGUGCUCCUGUGUUCGGGGGAAGUGAAGAGGGUCCAGGGCUCUUGGAAGGGCCUGGGGCGGUGCCCAUCGCUGUGGUGUCAGGCACCAGCCCCGCGUUCCCGUUGCAAUGGCCGCCCCCUGCGGAGAGCAGAUCCACCGGCAGGUGCAGGAUUACUAUGGCAAAGAGCUGCAGAAGUCGGAGGACCUGAAAACCAACGCGUGUGUCACCUCAUCCAGGCCUCCUCUCAAGGUGGUGAGAGAUGCUUUGGAGCGUGUCCACGAGGAGGUGGUGGCCAGGUACUAUGGCUGCGGUCUGGUGGUCCCCGAGUGCCUGGCGUCAUGCCGGAUCCUGGACCUGGGCAGCGGCAGCGGCAGAGACUGCUACCUGCUGAGCCAGCUGGUUGGAGAGCAGGGCCAUGUCACUGGGAUAGACAUGACCGAGAGCCAGGUUGAGGUGGCAAAGAAGCACAUCGCCUACCACAUGGACAAGUUUGGCUACCAAAAGCCAAACGUGGAGUUCCUCCAGGGCUACAUGGAGAAGCUGGGUGAUAUUGGGCUGGCUGAUGAGAGCUACGAUAUUGUCAUCUCCAACUGUGUGAUCAACCUUGCUCCUGACAAGAGGGCUGUGCUUCGGGAGGCCUACCGUGUGCUGAAGUCCGGGGGAGAGAUGUACUUCAGUGAUGUCUAUGCCAGCCAGCACCUGAGCGAAGCUGUCCGGAAGCACAGGGUGCUGUGGGGGGAGUGCCUGGCAGGAGCUCUGUACUGGAAAGACCUGUACAACAUUGCUGAGGAAGUGGGGUUCAGCCCCCCAUGCCUGGUCACCGCCAGCCCCAUCACCAUCAGCAACAAGGAGCUGGAGAGCAUCAUUGGCAACUGCCGUUUUGUCUCUGCAACUUUCCGCCUGUUCAAGGUGCCAGAAAGCAGCCGGGCUGGGCCAGGACAGGUCAUCUACAAUGGCGGGAUCGUGGGGCACGAGCAAGAGCUGGUGUUCGAUGCCAACUUCACCUUCAAGGAAGGAGAGGUAGUGGACGUGGAUGCUGAGAUGGCUGCGAUCUUGCGGAGCUCCAGGUUUGCAGAGGAGUUCCUGAUCCGAGCCAGUGAGGCCAAUACUGCUGCACCCCAGGGCUGCUGUCGCAAGGGCAUGAAGGAGAAGAUUUGCAAUCCCUUCCAGCUGCUGGAGCGGCUGGCGGCCCCAGGUCCUGCCUCCUGUCCUGGUGGCACCUGUGGUCCCCCGGGGUGCUGCUGAGUGGCAGGUGAUGCCCCCACACCAGCUCGUGCCAGCAGGGCAGGAGGAUGCAGCCCCAGCAGCGUGUGGCAUCCACUGGAGAGCAAAUAAAUGGCUGAGCUCAAAGGCCGUGUGCUCACAGCCA
Molecule: messenger RNA, 1620 nt
Organism: Columba livia (rock pigeon)
Lineage: Eukaryota; Metazoa; Chordata; Aves; Columbiformes; Columbidae
Gene: AS3MT
Product: arsenite methyltransferase
Exons: 10
Coding region: 378-1496 (372 amino acids)
Biological process (GO): toxin metabolic process; arsonoacetate metabolic process
Cellular component (GO): cytosol
Molecular function (GO): arsenite methyltransferase activity
Source: RefSeq, a predicted model, not a curated record